Molecule: messenger RNA, 990 nt
Organism: Aspergillus calidoustus
Lineage: Eukaryota; Fungi; Ascomycota; Eurotiomycetes; Eurotiales; Aspergillaceae
Source: the annotation of a GenBank genome assembly
AUGUCUAUAUUCAACUAUCUGCUCAACACAAGAAUACCAAAAAAGGCCAUAGAACAGAUCUUGCGUCUUUUCAAAAAUGGUCCGCUGACCCCUCCUUUAUCUGCACGGAAAACUAACAUCAUCAAGGCCCCAACUGAAGCCCUAUAUCUCGACAACUCCUCGCUGCACACAACCACAACGCAGCUCAUCUCCUGCCAGCCCGUCUCAAGCCUAGACGAGAAGACCAAGCGCUUAGCAAAGAACAUCGCAGCCGAAGACUUUGCCGUCGUAACCCAGCAAACAAUUUUCUAUGCACAGGGCGGCGGACAGGCAAGCGAUACGGGGUUCAUCGUCCGCGAAACACAACGAGGUCAAAGUCAAGACCAAGAUGACAGAUUCGAAGUUCUCCUCGUCCGAAAAAACCUCGACGGGAUGAUCAUCCACUUUGGCCGGUUCCUCGCUGCAGAAAGACAAGUCAGUCAGCCUUCAUCAUCUUUCUUCUCGCCUGACCAAACUGUAUCCCUGAGCAUCGACCGCGCGAAACGGAACUACCAUUCGCGUCUCCAUACAGCAGGCCAUAUUCUUGGCCUCGCGAUGCACCAGCUAGAACCGAUCCUCGGUCGCCGGCAAGAACUCAAAGCAAACCAUUUCCCGGGCGAAGCGUCGCUUGAAUUCGAGGGCCUCUUGUACAACGAUAAACACAAAUCGCUUAUCCAGGAGAAAGUCGACGAAAUUGUUGCGCAGGCUCUGCCUGUGAAAUGUUCGUGGUGGGAUCCUGCCCAGGUGGAAGCAAAAAAGGAAGAACUGAGAUUGGUUGAGGGACGGCUGGAGGAGGUAGGUGCGAUGGGGAGGGUGAGGGUUGCGGAGAUUGCGGAUCUGGAUGCGAGUCCGUGUGGAGGGACGCAUGUGGAGAGUACGGCCUUGACUGGGAGGAUUACGAUAAGGAAGAUUUCAAGGGUUAAGGGCGGGAGUCGGGUUUCGUAUGAGGUGCCUGUUGAUUUUGACUUUUAG